Messenger RNA from Odobenus rosmarus divergens (Pacific walrus), 1384 nucleotides. It is a transcript of the gene WWOX, whose product is annotated as WW domain containing oxidoreductase. NCBI's taxonomy places the organism in Eukaryota, Metazoa, Chordata, Mammalia, Carnivora, Odobenidae. Gene Ontology annotation, molecular function: protein binding. Bases 140 to 1384 code for a protein of 414 amino acids. The record is from RefSeq and is a predicted model, not a curated record. The transcript is spliced from 9 exons.
GGGCGGCGCAGUGCGCAGGCGCGAGCGUUUGGGUCUCGCCGCGCGCUGCCCUCGGUUGAAGCGGGAUUGAGUUCCUGGGCGCGGAGACCCGGCAGCGGGCGACCGAGAGAGUGGGUGACUGAGCGCCUCCCCUGCCGUCAUGGCAGCCCUGCGCUACGCUGGCUUGGACGACACGGACAGCGAGGACGAGCUGCCCCCGGGCUGGGAGCAGAGAACCACCAAGGACGGCUGGGUUUACUAUGCCAAUCAUGCUGAGGAGAAGACCCAGUGGGAACAUCCGAAAACCGGAAAAAGAAAACGAAUAGCAGGAGAUUUGCCAUAUGGAUGGGAACAAGAAACCGAUGAGAACGGACAAGUUUUUUUUGUCGAUCAUAUAAAUAAAAGAACCACUUAUUUGGACCCGAGACUGGCAUUUACGGUGGAUGAUAACCCUACGAAGCCGACCAGCAGGCAGAGAUAUGACAGCAGUACCACCGCCAUGGAGAUCCUGCAGGGCCGGGACUUCACCGGCAAAGUGGUCGUGGUUACCGGAGCUAAUUCAGGAGUAGGGUUUGAAACUGCCAAGUCUUUUGCCCUCCAUGGUGCACACGUGAUCCUUGCCUGUAGGAAUGUGACAAGGGCCAAUGAAGCUGUGUCACAGAUUUUAGGAGAAUGGCACAAAGCCAAGGUAGAAGCAAUGACCCUGGACCUCGCUCUGCUCCGUAGCGUGCAACAUUUUGCUCAAGCAUUCAAGGCCAAGAAUCUAUCUCUUCACGUGCUUGUGUGCAAUGCAGCGGCUUUUGCACUUCCCUGGAGCCUCACCAAAGAUGGCCUGGAGACCACCUUCCAGGUGAAUCACCUGGGGCACUUCUACCUUGUCCAGCUCCUUCAGGAUGUCCUGUGCCGCUCAGCUCCUGCCCGAGUAGUUGUGGUCUCGUCCGAGUCCCAUAGAUUCACAGAUAUUAAUGAUUCCUCGGGAAAACUGGACUUCAGCUGCCUUUCUCCUUCUAAAAAUGACUAUUGGGCCAUGCUGGCUUACAACCGGUCCAAGCUCUGCAACAUUCUCUUCUCCAACGAGCUCCAUCGCCGCCUGUCCCCCCGUGGGGUCACGUCCAACGCCGUGCAUCCUGGAAACAUGAUGUACUCCUCCAUUCAUCGCAACUGGUGGGUGUAUACGCUGCUGUUUACCUUGGCCCGGCCUUUCACCAAGUCCAUGCAACAAGGAGCUGCCACCACCGUCUACUGUGCUGCUGCUCCAGAGCUCGAGGGCCUGGGAGGGAUGUACUUCAACAAUUGCUGCCGAUGCUUGCCGUCCCCGGAAGCUCAGAGCGAAGAGACGGCCCGCGCCCUGUGGGCACUCAGCGAGCGCUUAGUCCAGGAAGGACCGGGCAGCCCGUCCGGCUAA